CUUGAGUCCGACAUACGACAACGCUCGCUACGGCUCACCAUCGUACGGCGCGUCUGGAGUUAGGAGAGGGUCAAUUGGGCUGCUAAAGACACAAUGAGCGCGUUUCGCUGUGCGCGAGCCCUUGGGGCGCCCGCGCGACGCCCAACUACACUAUUCAGAGUCCCACCAUCGCGCUGGUCAACACCGCAGCAAACCCGUACCCUCACACUUCUCACUCCCCGUCGCCCACUUCUUCCCACCUCAUCCUCACCCGUACCAUCUUUCCACCUCCCCGGCUCCGGCUCCUCCCUUCCUGCUACAGCCACCACAUCCGAAUCCGCUCUCGACCUUGCAGGUAAAAUCUCUCAGCAUCCGGCAUUGGGGAGCAUGCAGAUUAGGGCGGGGCCUAGAGAUACGUAUAAUCCGAGUCACUUUGUCAGGAAGAGGCGGCAUGGGUUUCUGUCGAGGUUGAGGACGAAGAAGGGGAGGAAGUUGUUGAUGAGGAGGAUUAAGAAGGGGAGGUGGAAUUUGAGUCAUUAAGGGGUGGAGGAUGGGCUUUAAGCGCGAAGGAAGGGAGGGGAGGGUGGAUAACGGGGAGGUGGGCAGAGGAUGAGGAAAGAGGUUGAAUGGAAUCUACUUGGAAACAAGUUAGAUGAGGGAAAGAAAGCAGAAGAGAAGAGGCAAUCCGUGCCAAAGCUGGAUUAUGCACAGAUGAAUCGCAUAUGUUCAGCACGCGCAUUGAUGGGUAUGUCAAGAGGAACUUGUAACUUUACUGUACAGCGAACCGAAUAUGCAUCUGUAUCACGGAAUCAAGAUGAGCAUUUUUGCCUACUCCGUGUCGAAUAUCUUUACUGUCCCGGUGUCAAGCGGAUGUCCAUUUUGGGGCACAUUUUCUUGAUACUGACAGGUUGGGU
Westerdykella ornata is the source of this 893-nucleotide messenger RNA. RefSeq lists its product as uncharacterized. Gene Ontology annotation, cellular component: mitochondrial large ribosomal subunit; ribosome. Bases 94 to 519 code for a protein of 141 amino acids. The transcript has 2 exons. Lineage: Eukaryota; Fungi; Ascomycota; Dothideomycetes; Pleosporales; Sporormiaceae. The record is from RefSeq and is a predicted model, not a curated record. Gene Ontology annotation, biological process: translation. Gene Ontology annotation, molecular function: structural constituent of ribosome.